Messenger RNA from Quercus lobata, 963 nucleotides. RefSeq lists its product as uncharacterized. Bases 1 to 963 code for a protein of 320 amino acids. NCBI's taxonomy places the organism in Eukaryota, Viridiplantae, Streptophyta, Magnoliopsida, Fagales, Fagaceae. The transcript is spliced from 3 exons. The record is from RefSeq and is a predicted model, not a curated record.
AUGAAUGGGGAUAUAGAAACUGACUCACAACUUUUGGGAACGUCUCAAAAUACUCCUAUAUCAGUUUUUGUUUCUCCACCUCCACCUCAAGUUGAAAAUGCUUCUUCUACAAAAGGAAAAUGGGGCUCUAACUUUAGUAUUACCAAUGCGAAGGCUUUGUAUAAAGAGAUUCACAAGAAACCCUUUCUUCUUAAUCAUUGUUGGCUCAUGUUAAAGGACCAACCAAAGUUUGCCGAUCCUAAUGGAAGAUCAAAAGCAUCCGUGCCUCCAACUCCGGAGUCAACAUCUAUUGGCGAAGGGGAAUAUGGGUCCGAACUUGGUGGCACUUCCAAUUUUGAGAGGCCAAUUGGUAGGAAGAUCGAAAAGGCCAUCCAAAAGAACAAAGCCACCGGAAAAGAUGUAGGGGAAUAUUUGGCCAAGAAAUUGAAAUUUAUUGAGGAUGUUGCAUCCAUGAAUCGCUCUUUGUUUCGCAAGUUGCUUUUUGAUGACUCAGAUGAGGAUGAGAUAAUCGAAGAACUUGUUAUAGAAACAUCACAACCUAAACGUCGUCACUCUAUCCGAUGUAAUCAUUUGGUAGGCUAUGAGAGGCUUUUUCUUGAUUAUUUUGCUCCCACACCAAUAUAUUCACUUGCUUUAUUUUGUAGGAGAUUUCAGAUGAAGUGUUUUCUUUUUCUCCGUAUUCAAUCUAAGGUAGAAGCUCAUGACUCUUACUUUGUCCAAAAAAGAAAUAGUGCCAACAAACUUGGUUUAUCUUUAUUACAAAAGAUAACUGCUGUACUUAGAAUGCUUGUGUAUGGAGUAUCGGGUGAUUUGAUAGAUGAAUAUGUUCGGAUUGGAGAAACUACUGCAUUAGAAAGUUUGAAAAAAUUUGUUACUGCGGUAAUUGAUGUUUUCUUUGAAGAAUACUUGAAAAAGCCAAAUAAUGAAGACAUUGCUAAACUGUUAGCUCAUGGCAAACGCUGA